This is a messenger RNA of Rotaria sp. Silwood2, 306 nucleotides long. NCBI's taxonomy places the organism in Eukaryota, Metazoa, Rotifera, Eurotatoria, Philodinida, Philodinidae. The record is from the annotation of a GenBank genome assembly.
AUGGAUCGUACUGAACAUAUUACAUCAUCAAAAAUAGAACAAGGAAAUAAACAAUUCAUUUCUCCAUCAUCUCCUAUUAAAAAUAUUGAUCUGAAUGCUACAAAUACACCAGAUUCUCCUGAACCACAUGGUAUUGGCAAAAGUCCAUUGAUAUCAAUGAUGCCAAGUGGAACAAAACGAAGUGAAAAGCACAAAGUAGAAACUCGAACUGAUCAAACAAACACAAGAAGUAUAUCAUCAAAUUCCACUAUACAACAGCAGCAUUCAUUUAAGAAUAUUUUCUGUUUUAUGACCGAAAAAUUUUAG